AUGCUUCCUCUCUCUUCGCCGUCACGGCAACGUACCCUCGCGACAGCGGCGGCGGUGGCCACGGUGGCGAUAUCGCUGCUGCCCCGGGGUCACGCCCAUGAGCACCACCACGAUGGCCCGGCGGACAACUCGGUCCCCGUCGACAGUAUCCUCUGGAUCCACAUCGCCGUCCAGAGCUUCACCUGGUUCCUCCUCUUCCCGCUCGUCAUGGUGCUGGGCCUCAUCCGCCACCGGCUACAUGUCCCGCUUGCGGCCGCCUCGAUGGCCCUCACCGUGGCCGGCUACUUUCUUGGCCACGCGCACGGCGGCAGGUCGUUUCCGCACACGGCGCACGGUUCGAUGGCAUCGUUCCUCGUCUUCUACCUGUCCGCCCAGACCUUCCUCGGCGUAUACCUGAAGCUGCACCUGCAGUGGCGGCCGGAAAAGUGGAUCCGACCCACGCUCGUCUUCAUCCACGGCUUCCUUGGCAAGUCCUUCCCCGUCGUCGGCUGGGUUCAGAUGGUGUUUGGCAUCACCACGCUCCAGUCGUGGUGCUUUGGCGGCCACCUGGGCCAGUGUCUGGCGCACUACAUCAUGGGAUCGGCCUUCCAGGCGUACGCGGCGAUCCUGCUCAUCAUGAUGAAGGUCGGCGGCGCGUGGCUCGAGCGCCGCGGCCAGUCGCAAGAGUGGUUCGACAGCUGGGUCAUUAUGCUCUGGGGCAUCGUCAACACCUUCACCGAGCACCACGGCGGGCCCUGGACUCACAAGGACCUGCAGCACACGCUGAUGGGCGUGCUGUGGUGGGCCGGCGGCGCAGUGGGCAUCUGGCUGAGCAGGGGCGGCCGGAGGAACGUGUUUCCUGCCAUCAUCAUCCUGCUCACCGGCUGGGCGAUGAGCGCACACGAGCAGGCGCUGAUGAUCUCCACCAAGGUCCAUUCGCUCUUCGGCUACUCGCUCAUGGCGGCGGGCAUCACGCGCAUGAUUGAGGUCUGCUUCGUCCUCAAGGACCGACCCACUGGUACCACCGACGGCGCAGAAACAGACGCCGCGCCCUCACAUGGCUGGUAUCCGAUCCGCGCCUUCCAGUACCUGCCUCCUUACCUGCUGGUGGCGUCGGGCGUCCUCUUCAUGUCGGCGACCGACGAGGAGCUGCGGUGGGCUCACGGCAAGGGCGUCGACCAUGCCACGUGGGGGCUCAUCGACUUUAGCGUGUCGAUGAUCAUCUUCCUGUGGAUGAACGUGCUGCUCGACCUCUUCAUCUCGUACGGCGGCAUGUAUGGGGCAGCGAAGGCCAAUCGGUCGAGCGCGCGGAGCGGGGACCGCGAGGGCAGCGCGGCGAGCAGGUCGCAGUACGCCCGCCUGAGCUUGGGCCAGAGCCGGUUGCAGGCCGAUGGUCCCAUUGGCGGCAGCAGGCGUGAUCCGGCGACGCCCGAGGCGCACCAGAUGAACGGCUUGCCAUCGCUCAAGAAGCGCGGCAGCCCGCACCUCGACGGCGACGACGACGACGACGAACCCCGCCACGUCCUGUUCGACCAGGAGGACGACGAUCCCUUCGAGGAAAAGGACGACGGUGACGACGAUGCGGACGAGGAGAGCGGUCUUGACGGCCGGCGGCCGCGGAUCCGGCUCUGA
Molecule: messenger RNA, 1611 nt
Organism: Pseudozyma flocculosa PF-1
Lineage: Eukaryota; Fungi; Basidiomycota; Ustilaginomycetes; Ustilaginales; Ustilaginaceae
Exons: 2
Coding region: 1-1611 (536 amino acids)
Source: RefSeq, a predicted model, not a curated record